This is a messenger RNA of Plasmodium reichenowi, 1002 nucleotides long. RefSeq lists its product as hypothetical. The record is from RefSeq and is a predicted model, not a curated record. Gene Ontology annotation, cellular component: nucleoplasm. The transcript is spliced from 8 exons. Lineage: Eukaryota; Apicomplexa; Aconoidasida; Haemosporida; Plasmodiidae. Bases 1 to 1002 code for a protein of 333 amino acids. Gene Ontology annotation, molecular function: histone binding. Gene Ontology annotation, biological process: CENP-A containing chromatin assembly; DNA replication-dependent chromatin assembly.
AUGUCAGAAGAAGAAGUUAUAGCUAAUGAUAGUUCAAAUACGAACGUUGAUUCCGAUGUGGACGAACAGAGAGAACUUCUUGAAACAAGAACAGCUCAAGAAUUAUUUGAUAUGGGUAGAUUGGAAUUUAAAGAAAACAAAAAUUAUGACGUAGCAGCUGAACGUUUUUCAAUGGCAGUCGAAAAAAAAGUCAAAGAAUUAAAUAUUGAGGGAAGUAUUCAUAGCGAUUUAAGAGAAUUUUAUUUAAGUUUUGCUGAUGCUUUGCUCACAAAAGAGGAGGAAAAAAAUGAUCUGUUUGAAUUCUUAAAAAGAAAAAAACAAGUUGAAGUGUCUGAUAAUGAGGAAGCCGCAGAUAAAGAAGAGGAAGUUACCGACGAACAACUUGCCUUUGAAAUGUUCGAAUUCGCAAGAAAAUGUUUUGAAAAAUUAUUAGAAGAGAAAAAGGAUGUACCUAAAAGGGACAUUCUAAAUUAUACUUAUGUCUUCAUAAGGUUAGGAGAUAUUAAUUUAUUAAAUCACUUUUUUUUCGAAGCCCUAAAGGAAUAUGAAAAAUGCGUUGAUCUACGAGAGAAAUACAAAGUUGGAGAUGAAAAUUUAAUCGCACCUUUAAUAUCAUUAUCACAAAGUUAUAUGUUUUGCGGAAAGAGAAAAGAAGCAGUAGAAUACUUUGAAAAAGUAAAAAAGAUAUUAUUAGAUGUAAGACAGAAAACAACUCCCCUUCCAGAAAAUACAAAUGAAAAAAUUAUAAGAGAUACUUAUGAUGAUGUGCAAAUACAAAUAAAUGAUCUUAAAAGACAAAUCGAAGAAGAAGGUGAAGAAGGAAAAGAGUUAGGAAGCCAAACUAUAGCUAAAGAAUUGGUCGUAACAACAAAAUCCGAAUUUGAUAAAUCUGUCUUAAAUAAGGAAAAAGCUGAAGUUACUAAAAUUACCGUAUCGACAGUUAACAAUGAAGAACAUGUUGCCAAAAAAAGAAGAAUUAAUCUUUCUAAUUAUAAAAACUAA